Messenger RNA from Athene cunicularia (burrowing owl), 2493 nucleotides. RefSeq names its product chromosome 5 C11orf24 homolog (gene C5H11orf24). The transcript has 5 exons. The coding region runs from base 887 to 2341 and encodes 484 amino acids. The record is from RefSeq and is a predicted model, not a curated record. NCBI's taxonomy places the organism in Eukaryota, Metazoa, Chordata, Aves, Strigiformes, Strigidae.
UUGUGGGGAGGAGAGCUGAUUGACUCAGCAAAUCAUUCACUGCCUGACGUGUAACAGUUUUAGGCCCGACGGAUGACUUCUAAAAUAUGGUGUCUGGCAGGUCACUCUCAGAGGUAGCAUCGCUGACACGUAAAAAUUCCUUGUGUCUGAGUAAAUAAUAUCGAGUGUGUACCGUUGGGAUUACCUUUGUAAACGGAAUCCUGUUUUGUAUGGUGUACUGAAAUCUUUUUCAUCUUAUGAUGCCUUAAGGAAAGGUUGAAGAGUCGGGUUGACCCAGCGCUGAGGGAUCUGGUGGACUUGGGAACUGUCAAUGUUGGGUUGAUGGUGGACUGGAGGAGCUUCAAGGUCUUUUCCAACCUAGACGAUUCUGUGAUUCUGUGGUUUUCAGUAGGUUUAACUGUCCCCUGGGCAACGUUAGCGGGGUGUCAGCUGGAAUCCAGUAAAUGCUGAGAAGAGUAAGUCCUGUUCUUCCACCGGGGUCUCACACACGGCAUCCUGUGGGGAUAUCUUAUCACAGUGGGUCUUGUCCAGUGAACCCCUUAACUUUCCCCUCUGCUGUCUGCCAAACUUUGUCUUUUAGGAUUGGCGAAGACAAAAUCCUGUCUCGGGAUCCUGUCAAGUAAGGUGCCUUGAUGUCCUCCUACACGUUAGCUGACUGAAUCCCUGCCAGGCUCGGUCAUGCAACAGCACUCCUGUUUCCUGAUAAACUGUAGUCCUACUGUAUCCAGGCUUUCACUGGCUUUUGCAUCCCCUAAAGGCACAUUACUUCCUGACAGCAAGAAAACAGUUAGAAGUAUUUGCCUGGUAUAUUGCAGUGAAUCUGAAAGUGAUAUAAGAAAGAAUUGCUCCUGGGAAGAGAAGCCUCCCUGCAAGACCAACCCUGAAGAUGUGGACUGCCAUUGUAUUCUUCCUGCUGAUUUCCUUCUGUAUAUGUGAACACAGGUUUUCUGUCCUGAAAGGGAGAGGAGUCCAUGUAGUGCAGAUAAACAGGCUUACAACUGAAAAGCAGUGCAGGCAGGCUUGUCAAGGCCCAGCUGCUUCAGGUGACCAUCACUGUAACAGGGCUGUGCCCUACCAGAAUCACUGCAUCCUCUUGCAGUGUCACCAGCUGAGUGUGUGCCAGAAUGCCAGAGAGCAAGACAUCAGAGAUCUGCUUGGAGAGAUUGUCAGUGGGAAAAGGGAAACAGUCCUGUUUCACCACCAAAGCUAUCCGCAGAAAAAGGAGAGGAUGGUGAAUGGUCGGGUCAAUGGACACAACGUGGAAAACCUGUUUUCCUCAACUGCUCUGACUCGCAAGAUUCAUUUGAGGCAUUUGCUUGAGGUUGACAGUGAAGAUAUAACAAAAAAUAGAACAAAACCAAUUGCAAGCAAUGCUACCACCCCCUCAGCAACCACCCCCACAGCGACCACCACCACUGCCACAGCCAUAACAACAAACAUUACAAAUGCAUCUGUCCUCACUACAGCUUAUGUAACAACUGCCAAAGCCUCAAACGUCUCUGGAGGUUCUGGUCUCCUUGCUGAAGCCAUGUCACCCACUGCCUCUUCUCCCACUUCUGGGAACAUCCCUGCUUCCACUUCCAGCCAUGUCACCAAGCUCGUGACCACCACUGAAGAAUCAGGAAAUAGUAGUUCUGUCUCAGUAUUGUCCCCCACUUCUACUUCUGCUGCCUUCAGUGUCGUUUCUGAAGCAGGUACUCAGAUGCCUCAGAGAGAGCAGCUGAACACCAGCACUCCCCGCUCUAGUAGCCCCACCACUGUUGGAGCUGGCCCAAAGAUGCUGAGCCCAACACUGACCACGCUCGUGGCGCAGGAUGCAGGAGUGCCUUCCUCUGCUUCCACUCGUGCCACAGCACUCACCCCCUUGGAGAGUUCACACUCUGCGAAUCCACUGACUGUCGUUACGUUUCUACAUCUAGAGCCAGAAGCAAGUACAGUCACAACAUCCUUGAGUAAAUCAACUUCUCUUCUGGGCUCUACAAGAGGUGCCGUGGUUUUGACUACUGCCUCUACAGCAGAAACUACAACUGAGCAUGGGAUAGAGUCGACGUCUCACAUUUUUUCAACAACCACGACUCCAGCAGAUGCACCCAAAACAGCAACUUCAGGCCUUGCAGAAACUCAGGACAUGGACAAUGAAUAUCUUCUCAUUGCUGCUGAGCCCCUGACUCAGUACUUGGUGGAUAAAAGUUCGCUUCUUGCAGUGCUUUUAGUUGGUACGGUUUUCUUCAUAACUGUUAUAGUUCUUUUCCUUAUGCAGGCCUAUGAAAGCUACAAGAAGAAGGAUUACACACAAGUGGAUUACCUGAUCAAUGGAAUGUAUGUGGACUCAGAGAUGUGAAAGGGUGGGGAUAAAACAGUGGGCAGAGAGAUGGAAAGCAGAUUGAAAGCCUGCCUGACUUGUUUUUCUUUCCUAUUUGCCUAUAACACAAACUGAAAGUGCUUCCAAAUUUACUUCUAGUGCAAUUGAGGAGAAAUGCCAUGUACUGUAUU